CAGCGAAACAAGCGGUGAUUUUAGCCCCAGGUGUUAGCUUAACUCGCGGAAGGGGUUCAGUCAGCCAGACUCGCGCAGAAUGGAGGGGCAACGCCGCCGUCGCCGUGCCGUUGUUUGCUGUACGUGCCGCCGCACAGGGAGACGUCAUUUUGAGGGGGAGCGGAGAGUUAAAAUGCAGAGUUACGAGGGGACGUACGGUUCAUAGACAAGCGGCACGUAGUCGCCACACUUUAAAUGCAAAGGCUUACCCGUGUCGGACGGUGAAGUUUCUCAGUAUUAUCCAGGUUCCUACACACGAAACGAUGCUCUAGCAUUAGCUGUAAUGGCUACCAUCAAGCCGAGACUAUGUAGCUCGGUGGUUCUGAUCAGCGAGUCAUAUUUGGGUCUGCUUCGAGGUGAUUGAUGACAGUCUACACAACCUCAGAAGAUAUACGUCCUAAUAUUUAACGAGAUCGGGCCUAUUUGGGUGUAGCGUGGACAUAAAGAUUGUACCAAAGUAGUCAGUUUCCCCACACUUGCAGCUAAACUGCUGUUUUCCAACCCCACCUCCCCGGUGCGCGUGGGGAAACCCACUGCGUUCAAACUGAAUAGUUAAAGUUUGAUGGGUUGGAUUAAACACUGUGCAUGGGCAUUUAACGUCUAGUCCUGUGGUUUAAACAGCCUUUAGAUGGACAAUACGAAACAAAUGACUCAGUAAAAACAAGCUGUUAGUAUCUAAAGUCAUGGCCUGAUUUUGGGUCAACCAAACCGUCUGGAUAGAUAAAACCCAACCGUCACAAGUUCCACCGUCUGAAGAAACGUUUUAUGGAAAAAUAAGCGCGAGUGGAGGAGUCAAGAGGAGGUUUUCUAGACCAACUGUCUUGCAUGGCAGUGGCAGUAUUAUGCUGUGGGGUUGUGGCACUAAACAAAGUUGGUGGAAUAACCAAGAAGCAGGACUACCUCUAAAUUCCUAUGUGUGAGUCUGUGUAGAUGAGGAGAGACCAGUUUGUGCAUGAACUCUUGUUUUAAAGAAUCAUUGGAGGUGUUUCCUCCUGCCCUUGAAAAAGAGGAGCUCAAAUCCAAUAAAUAAAUGCCCCAUAUUUCUAUGCCCUAAUGGCCAUGAGAGUAAACAUUCAAUCACAGAUGUAUGCUUCAACUUACUAACAAAGCUACUAGAUGUGACAAGCAUACUAAAUUAUUCAACUUGAUUUUUAGGUAUGACUAUCAGGUUUGUUGAAUUAUGUUGCAUGAUAAUUCUUGGGAGUUUAAACCACUGUUAUGUUAAUUUAGCUGGAAAUGACACAUUGGUUUAAAGGUUUUUACAGACAAAGGACUCUGUAGAGCCGACAGUUACAGCGGCAGGUCUGUUGAGUUAGGUCUCUAUCAGCUUUGCAAAUACUGUCUUUGUUAAACAGUUUAAGCUUGGACUGGAUAGAGAGCAACAAUGAACAUAAAUGUUCAAGCCUUUAUACAGAUUCUCAGUUUAAUUUAGGUCUGGAUUCAAUGAAACUUUAACACAUGCUUUAAACUAAACCAUUCCACUGUAGCUUGUGCAUAAUUGAGGAAAGUUUGCUCCUGUUCUGUUUCUGGCCUCAGCGGUUUGUUGGAUAACAAACAGCAUCACGGAGACCAAGGAACACCGCAGACAGGUCAGGGAGAACGUUAAAGAGCAGGAAAAACAGAGUUAGCUUCUAAAACAAUAUCCCAAGGUUUGAACAUCUCACAGAGCUCUGUUCAAUCCACCAUCUGAACAUGGAAAGAGGAUGGACCAACUGCAGACCUACCAAGACAUGGACGUCCACCUAAACUGUCAGCAGAGCAUGGAUCAGAAUGACAGCCAAGAGGACCAUGAUGUUGCAUGAAUGCUGCCACCCACUCUAGUGCUCUGUUGUGAGAGUGAUGGCAAACACCAAUGAGGUGACGGUCUCUGUGGGAGACAUGGUGAUGGUGAAGACUGAGGAUGAAGGUGAUUCAGAUGACCCCAAUAAGACUCAGGUCAUCCUGCAGCUCCAACCUAUCAGCACUGGAGAUGAGUCAGCCGAAACCGAUGCAGCUGUUAUGGCUGUUGAAGAUCAAUCGGAGCAAACAGAGGGGGAAGAUGUUGAAAUUGGCUGUCCUAUAACAUGUGGCGACUGUAAAGCUGUGUUGCUUGUGAAAAAAUUUGUGUGCCCUGGGAUCAACGUGAAAUGUGUAAAGUAUGAAGACCAGCUGAUCAGUCCAAAGCAGUUUGUGCAUCUGUCUGGAAAAGCCACUCUGAAAGACUGGAAGAGAGCCAUCAGGAUGGGGGGAGUCAUGUUAAGGAAAAUGAUGGAUUCAGGUCAACUGGACUUCUAUCAGCACAGCACACUGUGUACCAACACGUGCCGCAGCACCAAGUUUGACCUAUUAAUCAACAAUACUCGCUUCCCUCCGGACAGUACCGGCCUUAUUACACCCACAUCCUCUCAGGUUCAGGCGGUCCAGGGUAACGGCGGGACGGUGGCCGAGGACCGUGCCGAGAUCCUGGGCAGGAAGUUGGACUGGAGCUCGUGCUCAAUGGAGUCUGGAGAUACGAAGGGAUCCAAUGAGAUCUCAGAGGACACGCUGAAUUUUUGGAAGGGCAUUGCUGAUGUGGGGCUGCUGGGAGAAGUGGUGACCAACAUCAACACAGAGCUGGUGCAGAUGCUGGACGGUGUGCUCCAACGUAGAGAGCAGACAGCCUUACAGGACACAGAUUCCUGUCUGGUAGAGGUGGCUGUGCUCAGUAACCUUGCCCAAGUCUUCGGCUUGCUGGACUCCGUCAAGAAGAUUCUGGAGAAGAGGAAACAGCAGAUAGAUCCCAGCCAGGAGCAGAUCCUCAGCACCCUCGCCAACCUGGAAGCUCAGUUGGAAGAACAAAAACAGCAGCAGCAGGUGCGAGCCCUCCUCUCCUCUCCUCAGGUGGCCAAAAACAAAACUAAGCGGCCAACUAAGCGGCCCCGCCUCCAGAGGCCCGCUUCCACCACCACCCUCCUUACGUCCCCCAUCAGCCAGCAGGCCACCCUGCAGCCCCAGCAGUUCACUGUACUGUCCCCCAUCUCGCUGUCCUCGGUGGGGCAGCCGUUCACCAUGGCAGGGCUGCCCAUCGCCUCCUUAGCCCAGUCCUCCAACACAGUCACCCUACUCCCUGCUGGCUCCCAGCUUUUCACUCGUUACAUGGUUGCCGGAGAUGGAAAGGGAGAUAGCAUCACUUUGCACCCUUCCUCUGGCCUUACGUUGGUGGGUACCACUGCCGUUCAGGACUCCAGCCAGCUAGGUACGGUGGUGAGCCCUGUGGAGCUGGUGCACCUGAGCCAGCAUGCCAGUGGUGCGGAGAUGGUCCCCAUUGAAGGCCAAAUGGUGGACGGCACCAUGCUGGUGCAGCAGGAGGUGAUGCAAGGGGAGAUGGAAACCGGCCAGGAACACACGGUCAUCGAGAUCAACCCCUCUCCUGUUGAGCAAACGGUGGGGAUGAUGGAGCUGCAGUUGGCCGAGGAGCCGGGCAGAGAUGCCACUGGCAUGGUGGUCCAGAGUGCCAUUGAAGUAACCAUGGCGUCAGAGGCAGAGGACACGCAGUGCCAAAUGCAGCAGCCGCAGACUGAGGGGGUUGAGGGGCUACAGCUGGAUGCUAGCGGACAGUUAUCAAGUGUGCAGAUCGUAGUAAUAGAGGAAAAUACUCAGGAUGAAAACAAGGCCACAUAAGACCAGCACGGGUUCUCUCCAGCAACACAGCAGACCACUCUCACUGCUGUGUGUUUGUAACUCUGCAGCUGAUUUUAAUUUCACACACAAGUUUCACAGCAAAGAAGGAGCUGAAUAUUUGGGCUUGUUCAGCAUCUAAAGGAAAAGUCUGGCUCAGCACAACUUGGUUCUGAUGUUUGUAACUUUGGGCGUAACAAAGACGAGCCAACAGAUUGUUGAAUCCUCUGGAGGGCUGUUGGUUUGACUGGUCAGAUCUCCACACAUACCAUCAAUCAGCCUCUGUGCUUUGUAGAUGUUAGAGCUCCCAAUUCUCUCCAGUUAUACUGCAUGGAACAGUAAUGUCUAAAACACUUUAUUGGUUUAUUGCAAAUAAAUGAUGAGAUGGUCUAAAAUAUAAUAAGGAAGCACCCAGAAAGAACAAUUCCUUCCACAGUGAUAUUGUAAGGAACUGCUGCAUCCAGGGAAGGUACCAGAGGGCAGAAGUGGUGCAUCCUGAGUGGAGCAGCCAGGUUAUCUGGCAGGAGCUGAAGCACCUGACUGUGGGACACUGAGGAUGCUCCAUACACAUAUCAGACAGCGUGUAUUAGAGGGAGCUUCAUACAUGUGACAAUCAGUUUUUUCUUGAGGGUGGAUGUUCAUACAGGGCCUUUGCCCCGUUAGACUGACACCACCUGUGUGGGCUUCAAUAUAUCUGUUUGCCCUAAGAUCCGGGCAACUGUACAAGGGUCAGGAUUAGAGUAGGUCACCUGACUGUCCGACGCUUCAGCAGCCCCUACCGCUCCACCACUGAUGCAACCACCCGUUCCUUCUGGUGGUCGUGUUCCACAUACUAGCACCACCUACACACCCGUCAGAGAUCUGCAUGUCUACCAAAUUGCGUCCAAACCAGACUAUUCCGUCUUGUUGCCUGACUGCAUCUGUACUGUUUCAUCAGUGCGAUUAAAUUCUCUGUGGUGUCGUUUGCUAAUUUAUUCCAGAUUUAUUACUGGUCAAAAACUAAGAAGAGCACAAAGUUGUACUGAGUCAGUUUUUUCCUUCAAGACCCUGUGAACAAACAGAAGCUAAAAGAUGAAUCUGUAAAUGUAAAUUCAUUGUACAGGGCCGGAUGCAUCUCCCUCUGUUCUUCAUAGGAAUCUUUACCAAGAAGUGUUGUCGUUGAUGAACCGCUUUGUUUCAUGUGUUUUUCAGCCAGGUUCAGUCGUUUUUGCACUGUGUGACGACUUUGAAGGACUUCUAGACGACGUAGACAUUUCUUUAGAAUGUGGCCCUGCUGCUGCUGGGCAUCUCAAGUGUUUUUGUUUCUGCACAGAUUUAUCUCCUCACUGGGCCUGCACUGGUUUUCCUCACCUGCCUUUUUUCGGUAUGAUGAAUUGUCUAUGUAAGGAACUGAAAGAACGUACCUGCAAGAUGUCCCAUUUGCCUGUAAAUUCCUGAUAUAUUUAUUAGUUUUCAAGCUGUAGAGGUUUGGCCUGUUUGAAGUGCAGAUGUGGAUGAAUUAAUUAAGUUCUUUGCUACAGCUCGCACCAACAAACAUCUGUUCAGUAAUUUAAUUUAACAAAUGAGAGCAUUUCCAAACUGAAUUUGUAAUGUGUUUUAAUAUCAGAUUAAAAGAUACAAGCUGAA
Messenger RNA from Girardinichthys multiradiatus, 5301 nucleotides. RefSeq names its product glucocorticoid modulatory element binding protein 1 (gene gmeb1). The transcript has 10 exons. Gene Ontology annotation, cellular component: nucleus. Lineage: Eukaryota; Metazoa; Chordata; Actinopteri; Cyprinodontiformes; Goodeidae. The coding region runs from base 1879 to 3678 and encodes 599 amino acids. The record is from RefSeq and is a predicted model, not a curated record. Gene Ontology annotation, molecular function: DNA-binding transcription activator activity, RNA polymerase II-specific; RNA polymerase II cis-regulatory region sequence-specific DNA binding. Gene Ontology annotation, biological process: positive regulation of transcription by RNA polymerase II.